Molecule: messenger RNA, 313 nt
Organism: Nematocida parisii ERTm1
Lineage: Eukaryota; Fungi; Microsporidia
Product: ring-box protein 1
Exons: 1
Coding region: 41-313 (90 amino acids)
Biological process (GO): ubiquitin-dependent protein catabolic process; protein ubiquitination
Cellular component (GO): cullin-RING ubiquitin ligase complex; nucleus
Molecular function (GO): cullin family protein binding; zinc ion binding; ubiquitin protein ligase activity
Source: RefSeq, a predicted model, not a curated record
CAGAAAGUAAAUAAAUAUAUUUUCUAUUUAUUUAUUACUUAUGGACACUCCGAAGAUUCGGCUGACAAAGGCAAAAAUGGUAGCUUUGUGGUCACUUGACAUAAUAGUAGACAAAUGCGCAAUUUGCAGAAACCACAUUAUGGACACGUGCAUUGAAUGCCAGACAGAAGAAAAGUCCAUGGAGUGCAAAGUGGCUUGGGGGGUGUGCAACCACGCCUUCCACAUGCACUGCAUAUCUCAGUGGCUUAAAUCAAAAAAUAUCUGCCCACUUGACUCUAAACAGUGGAGUUUUCAUCAUACGUUGGAUAAAUAG